AUUUUGCAACCAUUUGCUUUAAGGUAGUUGCACUUUAGUAGCAUAAUUUGGUUGAUAAAAUUUGAAAGCUUGCUUCUGAGUGGUCAAAUCAAAAAGGCAAGGAUUGGCUUUUGUCAUUCUAACGGCCGUUGAUAUUAAUAAAUCUAACGGCCACAAUUUAAUCAGAUUCUUUUUUUCUUCCUCUUAUGUGCUUUCUCCUUUGUCAGUUUCACACAUCGAACCUUUUUCAUUCUCUUCAUCUUCUUCUUGAAACCUUGUCGCAUUCUUUUAUUUAUCUUUUUUUUCCUCGUCCAUUUCUCUUAGUCUUAUUUCUCUUCAUCUCCUUAUGCUAGUCUAAUUGAUUUUUGUUUUGUUUACAGAUCUGAGAAAAAGGAGCAGCUAUAAGACGGGAAGAAGAAGUGGUGGUCUGACAGAGCAGACGCGCCAGAGAUGGAGGUGGUCUAACGAAUCGGAGGAAUGGUAGAUGCUGUAUGUAUUAGACCAACACCGGUGGCUCCACGACCAGAUCGAGUCGUGGCUCCAGUUGGAACCACUCCAAGUUGUCGCUUCAGAUGGAACUCCGAGUCGUCGUGGGCCGUGCAACUGGAGCCGGUGGAGAAGCUGGUGGGAGGCCGAGAUGUUGAUGGUGUAUUUGUGUAUAUAUAUGUGUAUUUAUCUUUGUAAUUUGACCUUUUAAUUAUAUUUAAAUUAAUAUUAAAUUUUGAUUCUGAAACUUUUUAAAAUUAUUAAUUAUCUUUUAUAAUUUAGGGGAUUCAAACUAAUAAUUUAUCAACCAUUAAUUUGUUAAAAAUAUAAAUAAUUUGUUGAUAUAUAAUCAUAAAUACUUGUGACUAAUUUGUAACUAUAUAUAAAUAUUGUAGUCACUAAUAUUAGCAACUAACUUAUAACCAAAUUAGAAUUGAGACUAAUUAGCAACUACUUUUUCAAGACUAAUGCGUAACGAAAAAAAGUAGUCUUAAAUUUUGUCCAACUACGACGAUAGUUACAAAUAUGUCGCUAGUUUACUACUGAUUACGUAGUUUCACCGUAGUUUCUCUUUUGCAACUAAUUUGCAACUAAUUGUUUUUGCGACGAAGUUUUUUUAACUACAUCUAGUAGUUGCAAAAUAGUUACAUUUUCGAUAUUUGCAACUAUCUUGUAACCAUUGUUGCAGUUGUAAAAUUGAUGUUUUCUUGUAGUGAGAGGGACGUUUUUGGGACCGGUGAUCAAGCUUGGAGAGAGGUCUUUGAAAUUAUCAGCUAAGAUAGUGCACGCAGUUCUCACCAAAAGCAUCAAGACAGUGAAGAGACACGAAACAUGGUUCCAUUUUGGUGCUCAGCCAAUGAGGUUCUCUAUAAGAGAAUUCCACAUGGUGACUGGUUUGAAAUGUAGUGGUGAAGCAAGAGAACCACGAGAGGAAACCGAGAAAUUUAAGUGGGACUUCCUAAAAGGGCGUACUCAUACAGUAAAGGACGUGGAGAAGCAGCUCAGAAACACAAGAGAAGAUGCUUCUGAUGAGAGAUUCUGCCUUGCAAUGCUCCUCCUGAUUGAGAGCAUACUACUACAGAAGAGCCUUCUCGACGGUGGCACAACUUUUACUUUGGAUUAUGUGAAAAUAGCGCAGGAUAUGGAUGUCUUGAUGACAUACCCAUGGGGGAGAACAGCUUAUAAUUUGCUGUUAAAAUCACUUCAGAGAGCUGUCGACAAAAGCCUCGACAAAAACAAUUAUGAUUUGCAAGGAUUCCCUAUGGCAUUUCUUAUAUGGAUACUUGAGUCAGUACCUUUGCUACAGUAUGCAUUCAGUCAAGUUGUUCCUAUUCUGAGCGUUCAACCGUCUACCCCAAUAUUUUUGUGUGAGAAGUACCUUCAAAUAGCUUCUCCACAGCUGAUAGAUGUUCUCCUAAUUGAAAUCAAAGAUCAUGUAAGUUUUUACAUUAUUUUUUUCUUGUUUCUGUUUUGCCUUAUGAUUCUCCAUUUAAAAGCUAAUUAUUUUUAUGGUUUCAGCUUAAGGUCACAUGCAUCCUACCUCCUAUUUCUAAUGAUCCAGAAGCUGAUGUUUGCAUGGAAGACGAAGGUAAUAAAGAUCUGGAUGACAUGGCCGAUUUAUCCAAGAGAGGUUAUAAGUUUAAAAUUAGAGAUUGGCGAAACAUGUCAGUAGACCUAUACGGUGCUAAUGAACAAAUAAGAAGAGCAUCUUUACUGUUUGGGAAUGGAGGGAUGAGUCAAGCUUCUUCUUCGUAUCAGGAGGAGUCUUUGGAAUCAAAGAUCAACAGAAUCAUCGAGAUGGUGGGAGAUAAUUUAAGGAUCAUGAACGAUCGUUUGUGUUUGAUUGAAAAAGACAGGAAACAGAUUAAAGAACGUGUGACAAAACUAGAGAAACUACAAAGAGUUACUUCAUAUGAAACUCCAAACAAUGAGGUAACUUUUUUUUCGGAAAUUAAAAUUAAUGUUUAUCUAGUUCUUGAUUCAGUUUUUUUUUUGAGUUGUCAAGUAAUUUUAGAAGAUGUUAUACAUAUUUAGGAUUGCCUUCCUAAUUUUUGUUGUACUUGCACAGACUGACACAACUCCAUUUCAUGAGACGGCUUCCAGACAAGGUGAAGCCAAUGCAGAUCAAGCAGAUGAACAACUUAACAAUGAGGCAAGUAUAAUUUUGAAAACUGUUGGUAUUUAUAAAAUUAUGAAUUUGGUUGUACUUAAAUUAAUUUUUGGAAGUUCUUGUACGUGUUCAUAAUCCCAUUCCUGACUUCAGGAUACACGAGAGCCUAUGAAUGAGAUCACGAAAGAGACACCUGGUUCUCCAAUAGCUCAACAGAAUAUUGAGACUCCAGUCCUUACUCCAAUUCAGACGCAGCAGGUACCUUCUUUAAAAAAUUGGACUUUUCAAGUAAUUUUUGGAAGCCCUUGUACGUGUUCAUUCAACCAUUCCUGAAUUCAGGAGACUCACGAGCUUAUGAAUGAGAUCAUUUCACCAAACAUUUCCGACACACAGCCAAAUACCCGAGCUCGCAGAAAUCUUUUAACAGAGCAAAAUAAGGUAUUACUUUCAUUAAAACCUUUAAUAAAUAUACAGCAACUAUCAAAAUGACUGGAUAUCCUUGAAUCUAAACCAUCACAUGAUGUAGAAAGCAGAGUUCAAAAUCCCUUUGAGAUCGGAGCAAAUGUGGAGAUUUCAUCACAAGAUGACAAUACUUGUCAUAAAUGGUAUCCAGGAAAUGUGUUGGCAACAUAUUUGGUUGAUGGGGUUGAGAUGGUGAAAGUUGAGUACUCCGUCCCGUCUCUGGACGAAAAGAAGAGGAAAAGGAGUGUUGAGACACGUGUAUCAAUUGACAGAAUACGUCCUCAACCACCACCUGAGAGACCUGGAGCGAAGAAAAGUUAUGAGCUAAUGCAGGACGUGGAGGCGUUCGACAAUGGUGCCUGGUGCGCUGGAAAAGUUAAAGUCAUUUUGUUUGAUGGCUCGUGUUUUGUCUCUUUGAACAAUUCUACUGAACAAAUUUACUUCAACCAUUCUGAGAUGCGAAAACCAAGAAAAUGGGUAGAUGGUGUUUGGGAGAUGACAAAAAAGAUGGAAGAAGAGCAGACGCAGAGUGUGAAUCCAAGUGAAGGAGAUGGUGAUAAAAAGGGGAAGGCGAAGGCUGUCGCUUGUAAGAAAAAUGAAGCAGCUGGUCCAUCAGAAGAUGGUGUUGGGAAAAUGGCAAAAGAGAUGGAAGUAAAGCAGGGUAAGAGUGUGAAACCAAGUCAAGACGAUCAUGCAAAAAAGGGGAAGCCUGAUGUUGGUAAGAAGAAGAAAGCAAAUGCUCAGCCAGUAGAUUUGCUUCCUUUUCUACAGCGAAAAGAGAAGAGGCCAAUACGACCUAGAAACCCUCCUAUACCUGUAACACCUGAGGUAAUCCUUCCAAUUGAUCCAUUUAUGACACCUGAAUUUCCUUGGUUUUCAAGGCUUGCACACUGGAUGGAUCUACGGGGCAAUAUCGUGUGUAAGCAACUUUUUGUCCUUGCAUAA
Brassica napus (rape) is the source of this 3982-nucleotide messenger RNA. Its product is annotated as DUF724 domain-containing protein 2-like. The transcript is spliced from 5 exons. The coding region runs from base 3227 to 3982 and encodes 251 amino acids. The record is from RefSeq and is a predicted model, not a curated record. NCBI's taxonomy places the organism in Eukaryota, Viridiplantae, Streptophyta, Magnoliopsida, Brassicales, Brassicaceae.